AGUCUCUGUAACGUGUCAGCAGGCUGUCACCGCACUGGUGUCACUCCAUCCGCCGGCUGUUGCCGCUUCAUACAUCGGUAGUACAGCUGACCCCGACGUUAUCUCUGAAAAUGGCCAAAAAGCGGAGGGAAAGACGAGAGACCGACGGGUUGUCCGCGGCACAGGAGGAGGUGAAGGCGAAUGCCAGUGACUCGCAAGUACUGAAAGAGGCUCAACACAAUGCUGGGGGCUCAGCACGCAUGUCUCUCCUGAUUCUGGUUUCUAUCUUCACCUGCUCUGCCUCAGUCAUGUACCUGGUCUACAGGAACUUCCCAGAGCUUCCUGAUGAUGAAAUGGAGAAAAUCAAGAUCCCUAAAGACAUGGAUGAUGCCAAAGCUUUGGGAACUGUAUUGUCCAAAUACAAAGACACCUACUACACCCAAGUCUUGGUGGCCUACUUUGCAACAUAUGUUUUCCUCCAGACGUUUGCAAUCCCUGGAUCAAUCUUCCUCAGCAUCCUGUCUGGAUAUCUCUACCCUUUCCCCUUGGCUCUUUUCUUAGUCUGCUUGUGCUCUGGCCUGGGUGCCUCCUUUUGCUAUAUGCUGUCAUAUCUGGUGGGCAGACCCAUGGUGUAUAAAUAUCUCACAGAGAGAGCACAGAAAUGGUCCCAGCAGGUUGACAAACAUAGAGACCAUUUAAUCAAUUACAUCAUCUUCCUGAGGAUAACCCCCUUUCUCCCCAACUGGUUCAUCAACAUCACCUCACCUGUCAUCAAUGUGCCUUUGGGGGUUUUCUUCAUAGGUACUUUUCUCGGAGUGGCACCACCGUCCUUUGUAGCGAUCAACGCAGGUACAACACUGUACAAACUGACCACAGCUGGCGAGGCCGUCUCCUGGAAUUCUCUGGCUGUGCUCGGUGUUCUUGCCGUGCUCUCGAUCUUGCCCGUCUGCUUCCAGAAAAAGCUGCAGCAGAAACUAGAGUAGAACACUGUAAACACCUCAGAACCUCAUCUGCUGAUUGAUCCCAACAUCCCCUUCCCUCGGCUCAGGAACAUGCAGAUGUCACUCAAGUUGCUGCUGCUGCUGGGGCUGGUGUGGUGCUGGUGGGAGAAACUCUUACCACUGGCACAACAAGCACUCAUUGACCUCAGAAUGCAUGCAGUGGUGGGUUGUUCCUGAUGUUAAGUAAAGUAUAAACUGGCUGCUGCUUGCACAAGUUUUUUGGUUUCUGUGAACUAUGUUGUUGAUUGUGGCACAUCUUGUAAAUAAGAGAAAUUGUGUUUUUUGUUUUUAUUAAAUCACUGCUCAUUAUCGCAUAAUUCUUGGCAGACAAUUAAAGGUGCUACUUGUAGGAUGUUGAAGUAAAAUACCUUAUUCUGAUACUUGGAUUUUUUAAAAAUGCAGCUACCAGUUGUUUCAUAUGGCCUACUUUUCAUGAGGAAAACACUCUAGCUCUUUUCUUCCUAGAAACCGCAAUGUAAUAAAUAAAUAAAUUAAAGCAAUGUCAUCAGUACCUUCCUCAGGCCAUUUCAAACAUCUGUUUUUUUCCCCCUUUGGCAGUAGCUUUUCAAUCACUACAUCCUAUUUGUAGCACCUUUAAGUUCCACUCCCAUAUUUGAUAUUUAUUUUAACAUGAUUGUGUCUAAUUUUAGCCUAAUGAACUGUACCACCACAGCAAUAAUAGUCACACUACUGUUGAAAGUGCAUUUUUGUUCUUAAAGUCAAUUUCGAUACCUGGUGCUUGCCUUGGCAAAUGUAUGCAGUGAGGAAAGGGUGAAACUGCAGGGAAGAAAAAUGCAGUGGCUGACCUUAGUAAGUGCUACUUUUGCUGACAUGUGGGUUGUUUCCCAUGUUCUUCUUUGAAAGGUGCCUGAAUCCACUGCCACACAACCCCUUUUUUUAGUUUCACCUGUUUUCUCUUCAUAUUGGGAGCCUAAAGCAGCUUUUUGCUACUGUACCGUGUAAAGAAUGGACAAAGCUGAUGUACUGUUUCCUUACAGGACAUCGGGACUGCAAAAUGCCAAACACGAACCUUUGCCCAAUUCAAAUUGCUAUUUUUAAUUAAGUGAGUAUGGGUCCUGUCGACACAACUGAUUAAUGUGUGGUAAGAUGCACACGAUCCAGAACAGUUGGUGAAAAGCCUAAAAACAGAUUCAUGUUGGUCUGUCAAUUUGGGUUAGAUGGGCUCUCAGCUCAGGUUUUGCAUAUAGUGAUAAUGAUGUACACACUUGUAGGUGUGUACUCAGAUUAUGUUUGGUUGUCUCUGCCCCAUGAUAUUGUUUGCUAUGGCAGUAUAGACCUGGAGAUGUCCAUGCUGUGGAUGAUGCGCCAGUGUCCUCAAUAAGACUGUCAACAGACUGAGGUAUCCAAGCCUUACUUUGCUCCUACUGCUUGCAUUCUUUCGCCAUGAAAAUCCUGGUAUGUUGCCUUUGUGUUCUUUGAAUGGUUUUGAAUGGCUAAUUUUCUCCUGUGCUAUAAAAGCUUACUGAUUCUUUUCA
Molecule: messenger RNA, 2476 nt
Organism: Seriola aureovittata
Lineage: Eukaryota; Metazoa; Chordata; Actinopteri; Carangiformes; Carangidae
Gene: tmem41b
Product: transmembrane protein 41B
Exons: 7
Coding region: 111-962 (283 amino acids)
Cellular component (GO): endoplasmic reticulum membrane
Source: RefSeq, a predicted model, not a curated record